Rhinocladiella mackenziei CBS 650.93 is the source of this 1893-nucleotide messenger RNA. RefSeq lists its product as uncharacterized. The transcript has a single exon. The record is from RefSeq and is a predicted model, not a curated record. NCBI's taxonomy places the organism in Eukaryota, Fungi, Ascomycota, Eurotiomycetes, Chaetothyriales, Herpotrichiellaceae. The coding region runs from base 1 to 1893 and encodes 630 amino acids.
AUGACCCUUGUGAUUCAUGUCGCCGCCGAGGUUCGAAAUGCAAGUACAACGAAAGGCGCCCUAAGCGUGGUCGACGUCGGAAAGUGUAAGCACGAGGAUCGGUGCCACCUACGAGACGUACCAUUCACUAAGCGACGACAUAGUGAGGCUCUAGAGGCAGAUUUGCCAUACGCAGAGAGGCUGGUCAAUUUUUACUCCGCACCUGUCUCAGGACUACGGCGUGCACCAGCUAAUUGUUCCAAGCCCUCUGCUGACCUUUCCGAAGCCUCGGAAGCCUUUGACGUCAUUCCAGGUCCUGGAGGCCAGGUCCUAUUCCCGGAACAUUUUGAUGAACAGAUUCACGAUAUCUUGGAGCCAGGUGAUACUCGUCUGGCUUCGGCUACGAGCUUGCCCCAGGAAAAUAGCUUGUCUUAUCCCGAAACCAUGAACUACUGGCAAACUCCCGAGGGUGAUUUUGCAUUCGUUGCAGGUUACGAAAGACCCGCAUCAGGACAUGAAAACGUUUCAGAUAACUUUCCAUUUGUGUUAAAUGAUCGAUUGUCGCCCACUAGUGAGUUGCUAUCGCCAACAGAGGGAAUGACCUCAAGUAGUGGGUCAUGGGGGGGAAGCGAGAUCUGGGAUAGCGUGCAGCAGUUUUUUGACACAAUGUACUUUGUGUUACCUGUCUUGUCAUACCAGCGUCUACUUUCCCGCCUCAUCACGGAACCUAUCUGGACUUCUAAUCCAGAUUUUCGUACCUUACUUCUCUCGAUCCGAAUGUUGAAUACUGCGAGUGAAUUCCGGAUGGGCUUGAAACAGAGCACACCUCUCUUUGAUCUCAUACACCAAGUUGAGAGAUCUCGUCUUUGCUAUGAAUUUGCUGAACCGCCAACACUCGAUGCAGCAGUGGUUUCGCUGUUCCUGUUCACGGCAUAUAAUGUGCUGGAAAAACACACUCGUGCGUUCAUGUAUCUGGAUGAAGCAUUCUCUCUUCUGGACGCGGUGGAACUUGUCGGUGAAGAGGAGGAGCGUCGAAAGCGGCAAAUCGAACAAGUUUUGUUUAAUACGGAGGCUGCUUCACUUGCGAUAUAUGGUGGAAAAAGGAUGAAGCGUAGAGCCCGCAGACCAUUGAUGAUCCUGGACGAACGACCGACAGUAUCGGACAAGACCGAGCACAAUGCGGAAAUCGAUAGAGUGGCAACGGACUUGCUCAGACGUCUCACUCAAAUACACCUCGCAGAUGACGCAGACGCAUUGCAGAUGACGGACAUUGAGUCGGAGGCUGAUAUCCGGGCGCUCUUCGGGGCAGUAUUCCAACGACAUCGAUAUUCCCGGAUUCAGGCUGCUGAUGUUGUCAUCACUCGACAGUGGCAACUUUCGUCCAAGCUAGCGGGGAGUCUCAGAAAUGGGAUGAGUGGCCCAAAACUAAAUGAGACACAAGUUGAACAACUGGGUAUGGCGGCUAUGGCAUGGAUUUGCUUGCUCGAAGAAGGUGAGCUGCGCAUUGUGGGCUUGGGCAAACUGUCUGCGCUGGUUCAAAAUAUCUUCACGUUGGUCGGUCAUGGCAAAUGUCGAUAUGUUCUUGGUGGCCUCGUGGGUGCCGUGCUCAAGGAAGACUACGAGAGAAAUUUUGCACAUGCGCUCGUACAUGUCAGCAUGUCUCUGGCGCCGACAGGACCUUCUCCGAUUCCGCCGCUGUGGGACAACGAAAAUGGGGACCGAGACUCUCGAGUAUGCGCUACUGUCCCUGCUGAAGAUGGUGACUCUCAAAGCGCAAAGAUCUUGCAUGCUUUCACCACGACCGGGGAGUCUUCAACGCGAGAAGAAAUACCCCCAACAAUUGGACUCAUGGAAGAAGAGCAACUCGAAGACUUGAACCCUGGAAACAUUGACUGGCUGCUCGAUCUAUCCUAA